CAAAAAACAACUACAACUCUUUAAAUAGAUUUUGUUUUGUGUCUUAUAAUUAAUUAAUAAUUAACUCUAAAUAUAUAUGGCUUCCAAAAUGUGUGAACCCCUUGUGAUUGGUAGAGUGAUUGGUGAAGUUGUUGAUUAUUUCUGUCCAAGUGUUAAGAUGUCUGUUGUUUAUAACAACAACAAACAUGUCUAUAAUGGACAUGAAUUCUUUCCUUCCUCAGUAACUUCUAAACCUAGGGUUGAAGUUCAUGGUGGUGAUCUCAGAUCCUUCUUCACACUGAUCAUGAUAGAUCCAGAUGUUCCUGGUCCUAGUGAUCCAUAUCUCAGGGAACAUCUACACUGGAUUGUCACAGACAUUCCAGGCACUACAGAUUGCUCUUUUGGAAGAGAAGUGGUUGGGUAUGAAAUGCCAAGGCCAAAUAUUGGAAUCCACAGGUUUGUAUUUUUGCUGUUUAAGCAGAAGAAAAGGCAAACAAUAUCGAGUGCACCAGUGUCAAGAGAUCAAUUUAGUAGUCGAAAAUUUUCAGAAGAAAAUGAACUUGGCUCACCAGUUGCUGCUGUUUUCUUCAAUUGUCAGAGGGAAACUGCCGCUAGAAGGCGUUGAUAUAUCGACAAAUUAAAAGCUACAUCCCAUCUACAAUUAUAUAAUAAUUAGUGCGUGGACGGACUACUACUAUAUGCUUUUUUAAUAUUAUAUAAUUUAAUAAGACAUGCAGACUUAAAUUUUAUAUUAUUAUGUAUAUGGGGGUAAUGGUUGUUCACCCUCUUGAGUUAAUGGCUUAAUUAUAAGCACAAUGUAAUGUAAUAUCAUCAAUGUUUCACUUAAUUAAUAUAUAUUCUAUGUGUGUUUUCUCA
This is a messenger RNA of Solanum pennellii, 855 nucleotides long. RefSeq names its product protein SELF-PRUNING. The transcript has 4 exons. Gene Ontology annotation, cellular component: nucleus; cytoplasm. The coding region runs from base 77 to 604 and encodes 175 amino acids. Lineage: Eukaryota; Viridiplantae; Streptophyta; Magnoliopsida; Solanales; Solanaceae. Gene Ontology annotation, biological process: vegetative to reproductive phase transition of meristem; negative regulation of flower development. The record is from RefSeq and is a predicted model, not a curated record.